ACCGAAUCUUAAAAUUUUUUUAUUUUUUUGAAAUGACCGAAUCUUAAAAUUUUAAACAGGUAAAAUGCCGCGCUUUGGUAAAAUUUCCAAACUUCAACCCAAAUAAAAACUGGAAAAAUAGUGCCUUUUAAAAAACUUAAACUUAGCGCCAAAAAAAUCAACAAUUUUGCUUCCCGGGAUUCUCAAUUUUGGUCUUCAAAUUAAGAUUUAACAUUUACAAAUCCAAAAACCUUCCUCAAAACCUUUUCAAUCCUUCCUAAUCUCCCAAUUUUCUCCUGUAAUCGUUUUCUCUUUCUCUGCUAUUAGCAAUGGAUUCCAACUUCCAUUCUUUACCUCCAUUAAAACGUUUCAGAUUGCUGCAACAGCUAGAACAAAACCAGCAAGAACUUGUUCAACCAAAACCCCAAUUUGAACCUAAAUCUUUACAAUUAUCACCAUCUAAUCUCCCAGCCAAAAAACGAAAACAAUCUCGAGAUUGGUAUUUUGAUUCAAAUCAAGAAAAAGAAAACAUUCCUCCAAUUCCAAUCAUUCCUCCUACCCCUUACUCUUUACCUGCUAAGAAAAGAAUCUGGGCAUUCAAUCCUAAAUCCAGUCCUAUUAAAUCUCCUUCCCCAUCUCCUGUAUUUGAUCUCAAUGUAGAAUACAACCCAUCUCCAUCUCCUUCUCCUUCGAAAGAAGAGACCGUAAAUGGAGAAGAUAAAACUACCCAUCAUGAAAUCGAACCCAAAAAUGAUGGUGAUCUAAAAGAAGAUAUAGAAUCAGAUGAAGAUGAUGGGAUUUUAUGUUCUGUAUGUGAGAGUACAGAUGGGGAUCCAUCAGAUCCAAUUGUAUUCUGCGAUGGAUGUGAACUUAUGGUUCAUUCAAAUUGCUAUGGGAACCCUCUUAUUAAGGGUAUUCCUGAAGGAGAAUGGUUCUGUGCUCAAUGCGCAAACUCAAAUCCUUUGGCGUAUAAAUGCUGCCUUUGUCCUGUAACUGGCGGCGCAAUGAAGCCCACCAGGGACGGAAAAUGGGCUCAUAUUGUGUGUGCUCUUUUAGUCCCUGAGGUUUUCUUUGAGGAUUCAGAAGGCCGAGAUGGAAUCGAUUGCUCGAAGAUUCCGAAGAGAAGGUGGAAGGAGAAGUGUUAUUUGUGUAAGGAAAAGAAGGGAUGUGCCAUUGAUUGUUCUGAGUCUAAAUGUCCAUUGUCUUUUCAUGUAACUUGUGGGUUGAAAGAAGAUCUUUGUAUUGAGCUUAAAGAAGGUAAGAAUUCUGGUGGUAUUGUUGCUGGAUUCUGCAAAAAGCACACUGAAUUAUGGAAAAAGCAAAAACAAACAGGGAAGUUCAAGAUUGUGGCAAGGGAUGAGCAGCAUGAAGUCUGAGAUUUGGGCUUUGGCAGAAAGAUUCUGGAUUGUUUUUAAAAUGAAGAUAGUUUUGCUGUUAGCUUUUUUUUUUUUUUUUUUUUUGAUUUGGGUUAUAGAAAUUAGGGUUGUUUUGUGUUUGAUUAAGAUACUGACAUGGGAGAUUUUGAUCUCAAAUACAUGGUGAUGGGGUUUGGUUUGAAAUAGUUGCAGAUCUAGGAAAAAACAAAUAAUGUCAAUUAAGGGAAAUAUUUCUAUUGGGUUUUAAUUCCGGAUCAGAUAUGUAGGAGACAAUAUAUUAAUCAACUCAUACAUGUAAUUUUUUAUUUUAUUUUGAAUUUAAGUGAUGUCAACUGACAUCAAUAACAUCACGCACAUUGUUUUAAAUUUAGUAUGAAAUAGAUUUUUCUAUUUGCAAUUCAAACAUGAAACAUGUUAAUUUUAGGCUAUCAGAAAUUGGAUAUGAAU
Amaranthus tricolor (Joseph's coat) is the source of this 1802-nucleotide messenger RNA. RefSeq lists its product as uncharacterized. The coding region runs from base 309 to 1355 and encodes 348 amino acids. Lineage: Eukaryota; Viridiplantae; Streptophyta; Magnoliopsida; Caryophyllales; Amaranthaceae. Gene Ontology annotation, biological process: regulation of transcription by RNA polymerase II. The record is from RefSeq and is a predicted model, not a curated record. The transcript has 2 exons.